Messenger RNA from Verticillium nonalfalfae, 1671 nucleotides. RefSeq lists its product as uncharacterized. Lineage: Eukaryota; Fungi; Ascomycota; Sordariomycetes; Glomerellales; Plectosphaerellaceae. The record is from RefSeq and is a predicted model, not a curated record. The coding region runs from base 1 to 1671 and encodes 556 amino acids. The transcript has a single exon.
AUGUUCAUGUCCUCCGAAACGCCAGAAGCCUUCGAGAGUAGGCCGUCCGACCUGACCUCCCAUCCUGCCCACGAGGCGGACGGUGAGAAGUCACAUGGAACCACCAGCAAACCCAUCCUGGCCGACCAGGUGCGCGCCGUCAUUCGUCUGAUACAAUGCCGAAAAUGUUCUUACCCCCUGAACGACCCCGUUACGCUGCCCUGUGGUCGCAGUCUUUGUCGAGAAUGCCUGCCAGAGACGCGCACGAGGGAACACAUCUCCUACCCCGCGACGCCAGCCCGCCUCCAGGGCUUCGACUGCCCCUUUCCCGAAUGUGGCAAACAACACGCCCUGAGCGAUACCAGCGCGGAUGUCGUUUUGAGCAAAGCAAUCGAUCACUUCAGAAACGCCAUAUUGCAGGGCCAAGGCCUCGAGGCCUUGAACAGCAUCCUCACGAACGUAUCGAUACAAGACGAAGACGAAUGGGCGGUCGCGGGCUUAAGCUCCCUGGCGGAGAGGAACCACAAAUCCACAUUGGUCAGGGGAGGGAAGCUUGUCGCCACAUACACUCUGGCUGAACAGGGCGAGUUGAAGUAUGCCGCAGAGGUAUCAUUUGCCGAGGUUUCCCUGACUGGUGAUGAGGCGGCCCUCGUCGACGAGGCUGUCUUUAUGCAAGUCAAGGAGUCAGUGCGCACCGAGAUGGACUGCCAGGUCUGUUACGCACUCUUCUAUGAUCCUUUGACGACGGUGUGUGGUCACACCUUUUGCCGUUCGUGCCUCCACCGCGUUCUCGACCACUCACUCUACUGCCCGAUCUGUAGGAGAGCCUUGUCAAUCAGCCCUCUACUGCAUCGGCAAUCAUGCCCAUCCAAUGAAAGUCUGUCGAAGAUGAUCAACACUUUCUGGGCUGAUGCCGUGCUAACCCGAGGAGAUGCCCUAGCGGCUGAGGCGUUGAAUCGACAUCGAGAGUUUGACAUUCCCGUCUUCGUCUGUACGCUGGCAUUCCCGAUGAUGCCAACGUUCCUUCACAUCUUUGAGCCAAGGUAUCGACUCAUGAUUAGACGUGCGUUGGAAGGGGAUCGGACCUUUGGAAUGGUUAUGCCGCGACGACCACGGCAUGCAGACGACGCUCCGUUUGUUGAGUACGGUACACUUCUCCGCAUUGUCAAUGCGGAAUAUUUCCCAGACGGCCGCAGCUUGAUCGAAACCAUUGGCAUAUCUCGUUUCAAGGUUGUGAGGCACGGGGUCCUCGACGGCUACAUUGUCGGCAAGAUUGAUCGCAUCGACGACGUCAGCAUCGCUGAAGAAGAAGAACUUGAAGCCCAAGAAAUUCGACAUUCAUCUUUGCAACGUGUCGCCAGUAACACGUCGCAACGUAGCGGCUCAGGGACGCCGCCCAGAGUGACAACGACAACAGAGGAUCUCGCGAGGAUGCCUACCCGGGAUUUACUCGACUUUGCCGUUUCAUUUGUGCAAAGGAUGAGCCAGCAGAGUGUUCCCUGGCUUGCCCAGCGCAUACUUACAAUCUACGGGGAAUGCCCAGUUGACGCAGAGCAGUUCCCCUGGUGGUUUGCCAGCAUUCUUCCCGCCAAGGAACCCGAGAAGUACAGGUUACUAGGAACACAGAGUGUUCGCGAACGACUCAAAAUCUGCUGCGCCUGGGUCCUUGAGUGGGAAGCCAAUAGGUGGUAA